CACGUGUAGGACUUCCCCAAGCCUUAUUGGCGUGACCGUACAAGCUGCCAUUAUUCUUACUACAAGUAUGUACAAGCUUCUUCUAGCACUACAUGUACAUCAUUUAUACUUACUGGCUUUGCUCUACUGUCAGACUAAUGCUCAGCAAUGUCUUCGUGCAACCAAUGGUAACAGGGAUCUACCAAACUUUGUCAGACCAGGAGGUGUGGGACAGCCACGGUUUCAGGUCAACCCAAUCCAAGCCAUCAUUGCUAGCUACAGGUUUGACUGUUGUGGAGUGGUGACUGAGUGGAGAGCUAUUGUGCACAACAGUGGCUUUAUAAACUUUGAGGAGCAACCUUAUACCAUCUCCUUCCAAGUGUGGAGACCCAACUCCCCCUCACCCAUGGACACUGAUGGCUGCUACACUAUGCAAGGUACUAACUAUUUCCCAUCCAUUCCACUGGCUGAUCCUGACACUGAUGACAGAGGAAUAGUGACUGGGGUACCACUAGAGAGUGAGAGGAUUGAGGUUCAACCAGGAGAUGUGGUCGGAUUCUAUCUAGAGAGUAGGGAAAAUGGUAAUGAUGGUAUCCAGUUUGCUGAAGAUCGAAGGGAUGAAUCAGUUUGGUAUGCUACUGGUGUUAUCACUGAUAGUGGUUUAACAUGUCCACUUCCAGUCGGUCCAGGACAAACUCUCAGCUCUUUCACUAACUUAGCUCCACUCAUCACUGCAACACUUUCAAGUGUUGCCUGUCCUAGAACUCCAAGAACAACUGAAGCCACUGUAACUCCUACAACCACAGCUAUAGCAACCCCAACCCUACACACCUCACCCACACCCUCAGGCAUGACAACAGGUCCUACUACAGCUGACAAUGUUGGACUUUAUGUGGGAAUAGCAGUACCAGUUGAAGUGGUUACCUACCAAGCUACCAAUAGUGGACACUAUGAAGACAUCUACACUGCCCAAAUAAUUAGCUCUAGCAAAGAGGUCCCUUCAACUCAAGAGCCCCUCUAUACUACCAUCGAGGAAUCAACUGACUCAAACAGCAACCUAACUCAGAGCAAAGCCUAUGAGGAUGUUAUCACAACAGAUGAUGACUACUACGUGAAUGAGGGAAUGGGAGGGAUAAAUGAAGUAACCAUGCAAACAAACGAAGCAUACGGCACAACCAAGCAACCACAAAUGGCCCAGUUAACCUACGACUAUAUUGAUCCCUCAGCUGUAUCACAUGAUCCACCCACGAUAUCGAACCAGGCCUAUGGUACCACUAAAGAUAGUGGGACAGCAGAAGUGGCAAUGGAUAAGAUAAGAAAUGAAGCCUACGUUGGAGUGAGACAGUUGAGUUCUGACAAUGACCCCUCAAUACCCACCACAGAGAAUGAGGCAUACACUAGUGUGGCUGCUAACACUGAUCCUGAAGAUGCUUAUGACUAUGUUAGACCAUAA
Molecule: messenger RNA, 1432 nt
Organism: Halichondria panicea
Lineage: Eukaryota; Metazoa; Porifera; Demospongiae; Suberitida; Halichondriidae
Product: mucin-2-like
Exons: 4
Coding region: 68-1432 (454 amino acids)
Source: RefSeq, a predicted model, not a curated record